CAAUCGCGGCAAAACAUCUGUUCAAAAAUCUAGCUUUCAAGCUACAGUCAGCCGCUCCAUGUGUCGUUUGAUUGCUUAAAAGCGUUCACAGUUAUGGACGAGGGGAUAAUAUUUCGCAUGAGUGCAUUUUCCGAGCAAGGGGGCAGGAAAUACAUGGAGGACGUGAUCGAGAUACGAAUCGAGUACGAGCCGACGCCGCCGCCAGCCGAAGAUUACCCAAAGUCGCAGAGACAUGGAGGACAGGGGGAAGCGGACAGUGAACCCACGGCACAGCCCGUGAACGAGACCCAAUCCGGGCCAGCCUCCUGCGCGGUGUGGGUCGAGAGUCUGCCGCACGAGGACAACAACAACACACCGGCGUCGGAGGAGGAGGGGAAGAACGUCGCGGAGGUCAACACUCGGAAGUCCGUGGCGUUUUUCGCAGUGUUUGAUGGCCACGGGGGUCGCGAAGCGGCACACUUCGCGAGGGACAAUCUGUGGGGAUUAUUGAAGAAGCAGCGGGGCUUUUGGUCGAAGGAUCACAGUGAAGUGUGCGGUGCUCUCAGGAAAGGUUUCAUCGCCUGUCACCACGCGAUGUGGAAGGAGCUACCGGAGUGGCCAAAGACGAUAACCGGCCUGCCCAGUACGUCGGGCACCACGGCCAGCGUGGUUGUGAUCCGCGGGGUCCACAUGUACGUUGCCCAUGUCGGGGAUUCGGGAGUGGUGGUUGGAGUGCAAGGAAAUGACUCGGACAUCACGCUGCAGGCACUGGAAAUAACCCAAGACCACAAACCUGAACUCCCCAAAGAAAAAGAACGGAUUGAACGACUGGGUGGCAGCGUAAUGAAAAAAUCCGGGGUGAACCGUGUUGUGUGGAAGAGGCCCAGGCUGACCCACAACGGCCCUGUGAGGAGGAGUACAGUCAUCGACCAGAUCCCCUUCCUGGCGGUGGCCCGAUCCCUCGGCGAUCUGUGGAGCUACGACUUCUUCAGCGGGGAGUUUGUGGUUUCUCCAGAGCCCGAUACCACCGUGAUGACCCUCGACCCCAGCCGGCAUCGCUACGUGAUCAUCGGCAGUGACGGACUGUGGAACAUGAUGCCGCCCAAGAAUGCAGUCAACAUGUGCUCCAGCCACGACAAAAUGAUGGGACCAAAGGGAAUGUCCUGCGCCCGCCGGCUGGGGUGCACCGCCCUACUGUUUUGGAAAGAACGCAUGCUCCGUGCAGACAACACAACAGUGAUUGUCCUGGCCCUGCAGGAGCGCGGGGUCCCGCCUAUCCCGAUGCAUAGAGACGAGAUCGUCGUUGACAUGUCCACAGGAAUGGACCACGUUCCCUUCCCCGGAACGACUUAUAACACGUGUGUGGUCCCAAAGAGGAGUGACGCAGCAAACGCCCCCUCCCCAUUCAAAGACAGUACCGCGGCUCUGUGGCAGGCAUUUGGGCUGCACGAAGCAGCUUCCGGCGCCCCCGCACAGCUCUUACCUGAUGCUGACUCUGGGAGGGCCACUCGGCCCCCCUCAGACGCUACAGCGAAUAAUUUCGAAAAGCAAGACUCUGCAACCCCGAUGGGCUGCGCUGCUCCUGCGCCUCCCUUAAAGAGGCCUCGGCGCUCUCCACAUGCCGGACUACGGGGUCGCCCCGGUCGGCUCGGCCGGUCCUCCAUCAAACGUUCCCUCCACGUGACGCCGGGCGUCAAUCUGCAAAGUCAACGUCCGGGUCAAACUCGAGGUCAAGCGAUGAGCUCCUCCGAGGAAAGCGGCAUCCUACCGCGGCGCCACAGCUCUUCCUUGUGCGUCUGCUGAUUAUUGUCUUAUAGAAACUGUUUUUGUUGUUGUUUUUCUGCCCCGAGGCGAGAAAGAUGAUCUGUAUCAGGUGUGCCACGGGCCAAUUCCGAGAUGUAUACUUUUUAUACAGAAAUGUUUUGUUUUUGUAAAUAUGUGAGAGAUUUGAGAUUUUAAAUGUGUUGCUGGUUUAACCUUUUUCUUCCCAGCCCCUCUCUAGAACUGACAUUUUUAAAUCCAUUUAAUCCACACAAUCUAUUUUCAUACGUAUAAGUAUGUAUAGUAUAUAUCCAAAAGGCAUAUUUUGAGGAUAGAUUAAUACAAUCCGAGAUAACAUCAGUUCACCAAAAUUAGGACACGCGUAAUCUUCCAGUUUACAUUUCCAUCGAAUGAAUUCAUUGUUUAAGAUUGAUUAAUCGUCUGAUUCCAUAACAUCCUGAAAUGUGCUACUAUGCCAUUGUUAGGGUAUUUUAUUAAUAUAAUGAUUUAAUUGGGUUUCAUAGAUGCCCCCGUAAGUGGUGAUAAUGUAGCUUGCAAAAUAAUGGGUCUAAAGUAUUGAUGAAGAUAUUGAUUUUAAAUCUAUUACUUGUUUAGUGUUUGAACUGUAGCUAAUUAUGUUCUGUCCUGAUCACAAUUGCUACUCAGCUAAUUGGUGUAUCUCAUGCAGCGCUUGUGAAGAGGGGUGAAAGGGUCUGUUCACCAAAACCAGAAAAAAAACAAGCGGAAUAUUUUCUCUCACUUUGCCCUCGUGGUUUCUCUAAUGUACAUAAUGCGUGGUUAGAGUGAACUGACCCCCUUGUUGGUACUUAGCUGGAGAGAUCCAUUUCCAUUUUAUAUUUUCUUUAUUUGACCAAUGGUACUGUAUUGGGUGCUCAUGUGAAAGCCAAGGUUCACACCUGUACCUCACUGGAAGGUGGUUUGGAGUCUGCUUUCUCCGGGACUGGUUCACACAACACCCAGUUUAUUUUACUGGCCACUUCCAUUUCUUUUCAUAUAUUGUACCCUUAUGUGUGUGUGUGUGGUCUGCUCCUAUAACUCGUGUUUUAAUCUGCACAGGAAGCACCUUCAGUAACAUGAAGUUGUAGCUUGUUGUUAACAUGGCAGCUCAGUAGCACAAAGAGUCAGAGGUGCUAUUCACAGGUUUUCAUAGUUGGGACUCAAACGGGUGCGAAAUCUCCAGGAUAUCUCAAUGUAAAUAUGGCUGUGGCCCAGCAGUUUGUGGAUUCUACUUGUCCAGCACGUCAAUAUGCAAUAGAAAUGUGUACAGUACGUUAUUAUGCACAAGUAUUGAGGAUUCUGGCAUGCUCGGAUCUACUCUAACGUUAUGUGUCCAGAGGUAAUGGAUGUUAAUGGGCAUGUGAUCUGGUUUUUGACAGUGACAAUGCGUUGUGUCUGACUUCAUAUCCACUGCAACCAGUUUUCAGGACGAAUAAUGUAAUACUAAUUGUAAUAAAGCUAUCAUUUUUCAAAGUCGGUGGCGUUGAAAGAGUGUGUUGCAGUGUCUAUGUGGCUCCAGACAACAAUCUCCAGCCCAGUGUGUGUAGCUGUUCUCGUGCCUAUGAUCAAUGACCUCGCAUGUUUCUGUUUUAAAAAAAGUAAUGUAAUGUGUUUUCCUUCAGCUACUGUGUAGCUUGAAU
Pseudoliparis swirei is the source of this 3398-nucleotide messenger RNA. RefSeq names its product protein phosphatase 1D-like. The transcript is spliced from 6 exons. Gene Ontology annotation, biological process: protein dephosphorylation. The record is from RefSeq and is a predicted model, not a curated record. Lineage: Eukaryota; Metazoa; Chordata; Actinopteri; Perciformes; Liparidae. Gene Ontology annotation, cellular component: cytosol; nucleus. Bases 94 to 1782 code for a protein of 562 amino acids. Gene Ontology annotation, molecular function: cation binding; mitogen-activated protein kinase binding; protein serine/threonine phosphatase activity.